AGUGAACGCAGCCAGGGAGUAAAUUGUGCGAGCCCAGUGUUCGGCUCUGCCAGUUUGAGCUGGCAUUUUUGAUUUAGGUAGAUUUCUUUUUCUUUUUCUCUUUUUUUUUGGACAUCUCUUUUUGUGAGAUUUCUUUUCUGCCCCUACUGGUUUAUUAUCAGCUAAGACAAAGGCAAAAGAAAAGAGUUAAAGAGAGAGAGAGACAGAGAGAGAGGCACAGUGAAUAGAUGCUGCGCAGCUGACAGCAGAGGAAGCGGCAUAGUUUUCAGCCAUUGCACUCCCCGACCGCAGCCUUUUCUGCCUAGGAGAUUAAAAAAACAAAAGGACAAAAGACUCCCCUGCCUCUUCCAACCUGCUAACAUCCGAUCACCAGCCUGCACAUCGCAGUGUGUGUGUGCGCGCGCAUAAGGACACCGUGGGUGUAUGGUGCUUUUCUUCCAGCCCUCAAAGGCAUGGACUGAAGAUGAUGCAGCCAGGGGCACAAGUAAGAGCCUGUGCCGCAGAAACCCCUUCCCCUCGCUGACAGAGCCAGACCAAGAGGAGCAACGCCGGGGGAGGGGGAGGGGGGGUUAAAGGAGAGGAGGAGGACAAGAAGAGAGCUGGGGGGGUACUCUCCUUGGAUUACUGUGAAGGGUCUUCCACUUCCCUUUUUGUAUUUUUUGCUUUUUUCCCUGUCAUCUUGCGAUGCAUAGUUUUUAAACCGAAGAAUGUGGAGACAACAUUUUCCAGGUAUUCGGCCCCAAAUCAUGAAUGGGCCAAUGCAUCCGCGCCCUCUGGUGGCGCUGCUGGACGGGCGCGACUGCACCGUGGAGAUGCCCAUCCUGAAAGACUUGGCAACAGUUGCCUUCUGUGAUGCCCAGUCCACGCAGGAGAUCCAUGAGAAGGUGCUCAAUGAGGCAGUGGGGGCCAUGAUGUACCACACCAUCACCCUGACCAGGGAGGACCUGGAAAAGUUCAAAGCGCUCCGCAUCAUCAUCCGCAUCGGCAGCGGCUAUGACAACAUCGACAUCAAGGCUGCUGGAGAACUGGGAAUCGCAGUGUGCAACAUUCCCUCGGCAGCUGUGGAGGAGACUGCAGACUCCACCCUGUGCCACAUCCUCAACCUUUACCGGCGAAACACUUGGCUCUACCAGGCUCUCCGGGAGGGCACGCGGGUCCAGAGCGUGGAGCAGAUUCGUGAGGUGGCUUCUGGCGCCGCCCGCAUUCGUGGCGAAACCCUGGGUCUCAUCGGCUUCGGUCGUUCGGGCCAGGCUGUGGCGGUGCGGGCCAAGGUUUUCGGAUUCAAUGUCAUCUUCUAUGACCCCUACCUGCAGGACGGUCUGGAGCGCUCGCUGGGUGUCCAGCGCGUCUACACUCUGCAGGACCUGCUCUACCAGAGCGACUGUGUGUCUCUGCACUGCAACCUGAACGAACACAACCACCACCUCAUCAACGACUUCACCAUCAAACAGAUGCGUCAGGGUGCCUUCCUGGUCAACACUGCGAGAGGAGGUCUGGUGGAUGAGAAAGCCUUGGCCCAGGCAUUGAAGGAGGGCAGGAUACGUGGAGCAGCUUUGGACGUCCAUGAGACAGAGCCCUUCAGUUUUGCACAGGGCCCACUGAAAGACGCUCCAAACCUGAUCUGCACACCACACACAGCCUGGUACAGCGAGCAGGCCUCUCUGGAGAUGAGGGAGGCAGCCGCCACCGAGAUCCGAAGAGCCAUCACCGGCCGUAUCCCUGACAGCUUAAGAAACUGUGUCAACAAGGAGUUCUUUGUCACUACGGCACCAUGGGCAGUUAUGGAUCAACCAGGUGUUCACCCUGAGCUCAAUGGCGCCGCCUACAGAUACCCACCAGGUGUGGUUGGAGUGGCUCCGGGCGGCAUCCCGGGGGCAUUAGAGGGCAUGGUACCAGGUGGGGUGCCCAUCGCUCACACCCUGCCCUCUGGUACACACCCCUCCCAGGCCCCGUCACCCAACCAGCCCUCCAAACACGGCGAGACCAGAGAGCACCUCACCGAGCAAUAGCAGCAGAAGGGAUGCAAACGGCAACCUCUCAUCCAACUUGCAGACACAGAACCAACCAGUCACAGCAACCGACCAACUAGGACCAAGAGACGGUGAAACAACACAAGCGACUGCCUAUUAAAUCAGUCAGCAACUGGGAACAAAAGAAGUGUUCCGGGGAAUUUGUACUCUUAACAUUUUAGUUUUUACUCUCUCUCUCUUUGGUUUCAGUACCAACUUUACUCUUUGAUUUGUUUUUGUUUUUUUUGUUUUUGUUUUUUUGUGUUUGUUUGAUUGUUUUUCUUCGGGACAUGCCUAUGAUUGUGGACACAGAGUCCAGUGUUUUUAGCACUCCAGGAUAACCCAGUGAGACUCUAUCCUGCCUCCCAUCUACACCACAGAGCUCAUGGGAAAUGUAGGCCGACAUCUCAACACACCAAUGGGAGAACGAGAGAGGAAAAAAAAACAUUGGCGUCAUGUGCUACUGGAUCUUAUUCCCACCCCCCAGCCCCCUCCUGAUCCUCUCCAUCUCCCCCCCACCCACCUCCAACUUUCCUUAUGUAACUAAUGUGUGUUGUUUAGGCCCCUCAUUAAACCUCAACAGAGAAUUAUUUUUUUCUUUCGAUUCAUUGUAAAUGACUAAAAAUGAAUUAUUGACAGAUAUUUAUCAUUCGUCAAAAACGUUCAGUUAUAGUAGUCUUGAAUGGGUUUUUAACCCUUUCCUGGCAAUAAUAUAUAUAUAUGGCACAUGUUUUCACUACUCAAGGGUACCAUUAAGAUCUUAAGUUGCUCAAAUGCAUUGUGUGGGUUUUUUUUUUCUAACAAAAAGAUUUAUUUGACUACAGCUGAUGUUUUUAGGUUAUAUGAAGUCAAAGGAAGCUGGGGAAAGUAACAUUAUUACUUUCAUAAUCAUAAAGUUAGUGUUUCUGCAUCUGACUCCUCUGUGCUGCCAAACGGACAUCACUGAUGACAGCCAACAGACUACCAAGCCUAUUUUAACAGCAGCGCACAGAUCGACUUCCUCCCUUCUUUGAGCACAUUUCAUUCUAUGAAGACAGGAAAGGGUUAAAGCAACCUUAAUUUCUUAUUGACUCAGGAAAACACUUUUUGCAGAUAUUUAUGCCUAGAAUUUUGUCUUUGAGUAAAAAAAAAAAAAAAAAGACAACUAAUCUGGUUAGUCUCAAUAUUUUCUCUCCUCCCUCAUCUUCUCUCCAUUGUGGUAUUUUUAUAUACAAGGCACAUCCCACAUUUUUGGUGUUAAAGAGUUUUGAAGAGUCCUGUUAGAUUUGUAUUGCCUAGUUAAAUGUUCCUAUAACCAUAGUCCUAUGUGAUCUGCCCUCUCUCUUCUCUCCUUCUUAUAUUUUCUUUGUUCUGUUGAAGGCCAUGUUCUUGUACUUUGUAAGAGCAAUAGCAGAAACUCCUACUUAGUGUCCCAACCAUAGCAAAAGAGGCAGCCAGCAGUACGUUUUUGUUUUUAGUGUGAGUAUUUGUAUUUGUUUCUUGUACAAGGUGAACAUUUAGCAUUCAGUGCAGUUCAAAUAAAAAGAUAAGAUUCUGAGAAAGAGCCUUCUCUA
Messenger RNA from Monopterus albus (swamp eel), 3562 nucleotides. RefSeq names its product C-terminal-binding protein 2. Gene Ontology annotation, molecular function: NAD binding; DNA-binding transcription factor binding; transcription corepressor activity. The coding region runs from base 708 to 2009 and encodes 433 amino acids. NCBI's taxonomy places the organism in Eukaryota, Metazoa, Chordata, Actinopteri, Synbranchiformes, Synbranchidae. The transcript is spliced from 9 exons. Gene Ontology annotation, biological process: regulation of transcription by RNA polymerase II. The record is from RefSeq and is a predicted model, not a curated record. Gene Ontology annotation, cellular component: nucleus.